Molecule: messenger RNA, 3598 nt
Organism: Bombina bombina (fire-bellied toad)
Lineage: Eukaryota; Metazoa; Chordata; Amphibia; Anura; Bombinatoridae
Gene: STARD5
Product: StAR related lipid transfer domain containing 5
Exons: 6
Coding region: 55-687 (210 amino acids)
Molecular function (GO): lipid binding
Source: RefSeq, a predicted model, not a curated record
UCAGUUAGGGUUAUUGUUAUUUCUAACCUUCUGCCCUGAGAUACCUGCGCAGUGAUGGAGUAUACAGAGUUAGCCAGGUCUGCAGCUGACAAAUUGUUAUCGUACAGCAAAGAUCAGAGCGGCUGGAAACUCUGCAAGAGAACUGGUGAAGUUGCAGUCUACUGGAGACCAUCAACUGAAUUUUCUGGAAACCUAUAUAAAGGGGAAGGAAUAGUUCCAGCAAAACCAGAACAUGUUUGGGAAUGUAUAAAGCCGGAAGCUGGAGGAAUGAGAGUCAAAUGGGACAACAAUGUACAGGACUUUCAACUUAUUGAAGCAAUUGCUGAUGAUACCACUGUGUGCAGAACAGUAACACCUUCAGCUGCCAUGAAUAUUAUUGCUCCAAGGGACUUUGUAGAUGUCAUUUUAAUUAAACGUUACGAAGAUGGCUCCAUAACAUCUAAUGCAACAAAUGUGGAGCACCCAGGCUGUCCUCCUCAGCGGCCCUUUGUCAGAGGGUUUAACCAUUCAUGUGGCUGCUUCUGUGUUCCAGUACCUGGAGAACCAGAAAAAACCCAACUCUUAAGCUUCUUUCAGACGGAUCUUAGUGGCUAUCUUCCUAAGUCUGUGGUGGAGUCAUUUUUUCCAUAUAGCAUGGUUAAUUUCUAUAGUAAUCUCCGAAAAACUGUCAAGACAAUCAAUUUAUGACACAUGCCACGGAAUGUUUAAGUAGACACAUUGGCAGUAAACUGAGAAGAAACCAUUGAGAGCAAAACAGAUAUCAAAAUGAAAUAAUCUGCAGAUGUCUCAGAAUUUCCAGAUGUGCUGCUUUUGGUGUUUGCUACACAAUACAUUUUUAUUUAUUUUUUCAUUUGCAGAUCAAUAGCAAAGCUACUGGUGAUACAGCAGGCGCAUUUGCACCAGGGCUGGUAGAUCGGGGGGAGGUAUUGGCUAGCAGGCCAUAUGCAACAGAAUGUUUCCUUUGUUUCUUCUUCCCUUAAACAGAAAUCAUUCUGCUGAUUCAUUUUAAUUCCUGUCCUAGUAGGAAUCUUUGUACCAGAUAUGUCAGUCAGGCCCUAUCUCCUGACCUGAGAACUUAUUGGAGCAAGUCUUGUGACUUCUUUUGGUAUAGAUGCUGUGUAACUUAUAGAGGUCAAGGCAAAACGUAUUAAAUAAACUCCGUCAGACCAAUAACCUAAUGACAGCCUCUCAAACUCAUGGCAGAAACUUGAUAUUCUGGUCCAUGUGGUCUGACCUGGCUCUCACCUGUGUCUUGUUGCCAGCCUGCAACCUUCCUCUCACUGUGUAACACUUUAGCUUAGCUACUUCCUAAUAGCAGUGAUGAGGGCUGACAUAUUCUUAAAUUGAAUAUUGGUUAGUCAAAAAAGAUAGCAAGCUACACAGAUUCAAAAUAGUAUCAUAGAUUUCCUGUAUCUUAAAACUUAACCUUUAUUGAGUUUUUAUAAAAAUAAAAAUUUAAAAAAAAUUGGACACCAGUAAUGGAAGAAAGCACCUCCCAAAUGAAAACACUACAUUAUGUCUAUUGCUAGUUCCAAAUUCAUUAUCAUAGAUUAGAAUUUUUUUUUUAAAGUAUUAAGUAUUUUAAUUCUGAUUUGCCUAGUAGGGAGUGGGAAUUUAUGGAUCUAUAGGGCUAUUUUAACCAGUGUGAUUCCCCUAAAUAUGGGUUCCGAUAGUAUAAAACCACCACCCUUGUAACCCUUUCCCCCGAGAAUUAAGGUUUCACAAAGAAGUAUAGUAUCAAGGUUGAAAGAAGAAAAAUAACAGGUUGUUAGAUCAAAAAAAGUACAUAAUGACCUACUUAAAAAUAGAGGUGACCCCUAUAUUGCAUGCUGCACAGCUCUAGUAUAAUUUAUAUUUUCAGAUAUUGAUUAGACUCACUCUUAUUUAAAUUCAAUACUCAAGUUAGUCUGAUGGAACUUGAUGUCCUUUAUUGCAGCCAGCAAUACCUCCCUCUCUCUCCAUCACUCUUUUUGUUAUGCAAUGGUGUAUUACCUGCCUAUAAUGGUCUGUUACUUGCAUGCAUAACUUGUUGGUCUGUUACCUAGUGUCAGUUGAUUGCUUAUAGAACAUGAUAGUCUUUUUUCUCUUUAAUGUAUCUGCUGAUCUGUUACUAGUCUAUAGUGCCUGCUUUCUUGUUACCUGCUGGCCUAUCACCUCCUCUGUUAGCACCUAUUGUACUUGCUGUUACCUACCAAUUGCACUUGCAGGCCUGUUACCUACCAAUUGCACUUGCAGGCUUGUUACCUACCUUUUGCAAUUGCUGCCCAGUUACUUACUGAUUAUACUUGCAGCCCUGUUACCUACUUAUUUAACUUGUAGUCCUGUUGUCCGCCUAUUGUACUUGCAGUCCUGUUAUAUACCUGUUAUAUCUGCUCAUCUGUUACCUAACUAUUGUAAUUUAUGUUUCCAUAUGUUACUGUUAUGUACUAUAGCGUAUGACAUUUUGAGGGGCUGCACUGCCUCGAAUGGGGCCGUAUACCCCUGUUUCCACGCGAGCCUUCAGGAAACAAGAAUUAAGAAGUCUUAAGACUGCUGCUCCUUAACUUGUCUGCCGCCUCUGCGGCGGCAGACAACAAUCCACCCAAUCACAAUCGAUCGGGUUGAUUGACACCCCCUGCUAGCGACCGAUUGGCCAUGAAUCUGCAGGGGGCGGCAUUGCACAAGUAGUUCACCAGAACUGCUUGUGCAAUGAUAAAUGCUGACAGCGUAUGCUGUCUGCAUUUAUCGAUGUCUUACAGACAUGAUCGCUACAGCGGAUCAUGUCUGCCAGACACAUGAUAAAUCUGCCCCUAGCUAUACAUUAAUUCUGACACUGAUCACAAAAUAAUUUAUUUACAAAAAAUAAUGAGUUUGGUCAGCUAUUUUUAUAUGGAUUUUAUUCUUAGAUGUGCUGAUCAGUAACUCUUGGUGACAUAAAUUGUUCUGUAUACAAAUUCAAAUAUUUUUCAACAUAUAAGAUAUACAUGAAUAUAAGAUGCAUUCAUUUGUUUUGUAAAAUACAAAUAUAAGAUAAAAAGAUAUGGCAUUUUAUUGGCAUUUGUUUGUCAAUCAUACUGUGAUUAUGCUUUACUCUUUACCAUAUUGUAACUACAAUUAGACUUUAUAUUAAAGGAACAUGAAACUAAACAUUUUUCUUUCAUGAUUCAGAUAGAACAUGCAAUUUUAAAUGUUAAAUAUCUUUCUAUUUUACUUCUAUUAUUAAAUGUUCUUUGUUCUCUUGGUAUCUUUUGUUGAAAAAAGCUAAGGAGCAUGAAUGUGUCUGGAGCACUAAAUGAUAACAGUUUUGCAAGAAUGUUAUCCAUUUGCAAGAGCACUAGAUGGCAGCACUAUUUCCUGCCAUGUAGUGCUUCAGACACCUACCUCGGUAUCUCUUCAACAAAGAAUACCAUGUGAAUAAAGCAAAUUUGACAAUAGAAGUAAAUUGGAAUCUUUUUUUAAAAUGGUUUGUUCUGUCUGAAUCACAAAAGACAAUUGUGGGGUUUCAUAUCCCUUUAAUGCUUGUCUCGGUCAUUUGGUACGAGUUCUGGGUUAAUAAGUGUAAAACCUUUUCUUAUUCUUAUGAUGUAAUAUUAAAAAAAUAAAAACGUCUGUACCCUUA